AUGGAGUCUGAUACAGUACCUUCGCCGCAGAUCUCGGAUACUGGCCUCGAGAUACGCCUGGCAGGCCGACAGUAUCGCAACGCCCGAAUGUCGGUUCAGGGGACAAUCUCUUUACUGACUAGAGAUCGGCCUCUCGAGAAGAUCUUCGCACACGAACGUUCUGCACACCCACUUGCACCAAACUGGGUAACCCUAACCCUGAUUCUCGCCUUGGAUGCUGAUGGCAUCGCUGUCUCCAACGAGCUAGAUCUUAGUCACUAUGUGGACACUCGGCUCUCAAAAAACGAUGCAUACAUCGAAUGCCCAUCUACUUGCACGAAACUAGAGGUACGACUCCGCCUGCCUACGGCACACCCACCCUACAAAGAUCCCUGCCCUACUCUACGUCAACAGCCGGUGCAUCUACAGCAGAUCAAGAUACGACAUUUAGCAUUUUCGAGCGACGUGUAUCACGAUUCUACAGCUGGAGGUUCGAGAGAUGAAUUCGGUAGAGUCGUUUCCGAGUAUGCCGGCACAGUCUUCAAGCUACGUACGCCCGAUGGGACGGCUGGCAUCUACUCCUGA
Molecule: messenger RNA, 564 nt
Organism: Fulvia fulva
Lineage: Eukaryota; Fungi; Ascomycota; Dothideomycetes; Mycosphaerellales; Mycosphaerellaceae
Exons: 2
Coding region: 1-564 (187 amino acids)
Source: RefSeq, a predicted model, not a curated record